Messenger RNA from Myotis davidii, 2165 nucleotides. RefSeq names its product mediator complex subunit 26 (gene MED26). Gene Ontology annotation, molecular function: transcription coregulator activity. The annotation marks the transcript as partial. Gene Ontology annotation, cellular component: nucleus; core mediator complex; mediator complex. The record is from RefSeq and is a predicted model, not a curated record. Gene Ontology annotation, biological process: regulation of transcription by RNA polymerase II; positive regulation of gene expression. Lineage: Eukaryota; Metazoa; Chordata; Mammalia; Chiroptera; Vespertilionidae. The transcript is spliced from 4 exons.
CAUGCUGGGGAUAGAAGAAAAAAUCAUCUUGGGCUUGGCCAGAUCCGGAACAUGGUGGCGGUGUUGGAAGUCAUCUCCAGCCUGGAGAAAUACCCCAUUACCAAAGAGGCACUGGAGGAGACGCGACUUGGGAAACUCAUCAAUGACGUCCGCAAGAAGACCAAGAAUGAAGAGCUCGCCAAGCGGGCCAAGAAGCUGCUGCGGAACUGGCAGAAGCUCAUUGAGCCUGUGCACCAGAAUGAGGCAGUGUUGCGGGGGCUGGCGGGUGCCCCUGGCUCUGCUAACGGGGGUGCCCACAACUACAUCCAGAGACUGCCUGGGCUGCGGCUGGACAGGCUGAGCAGUCGCAAGCGCCGGGGGGACCAGCGUGACCUUGGCCAUCCUGGACCACCGCCCAAGGUCUCCAAAGUAAGCCAUGACUCCCUGGUUCCCAACUCAUCACCUCUCCCCACCAAUGGGAUAGGUGGGAGCCCCGAGAGCUUCCCAGGUCCCCUGGACAGUGGCAGGCACGUGGGCCCUGAGGGCAGCUGCCUGGAGCAGGGCGAGAAUGACAAGCACAGCAUCAAGAUCCCCAUCAAUGCUGUGAGGCCGCACACCAGCUCCCCAAGUCUGGGCAAGCCCUCUGGGCCCUGCUUGCAAAGCAAGGCUGCAGUGCUACAGCAGCUGGACAGGGCGGACGAGACCUCGGGACCUCCACACCCCAAAGGGCCGCCUCGUUGCUCCUUCAGUCCCCGGAACUCACGGCACGAGGGCUCCUUUGCCCGGCAGCGGAGCCCAUACUCACCCAAGGGCUCUGUACCCAGUCCCUUGCCUCGGCCCCAGUCGCUCGAUGUCACGCAGGUGCCAUCACCACUGCCACUUGCCCAGCCAUCCACACCCCCUGUGCGGCGGCUAGAGCUGUUGCCCAGUGCUGAGAGCCCAGUGCACUGGCUAGAGCAGCCUGAGGGCCACCAGCGACUGGCAGGGUCGGUCUGCAAGGCAGGGCUGUCACCAGCUGAGUCCAUCCUACCCCGGGCUGGCUUCUCCCCAGACUCCUCCAGGGCGGACAGUGAUGCAGCCUCCUCUGGUGGUUCAGACAGCAAAAAGAAGAGGAAACAGCCUCGUGACUACACGGUGAACUUGGGUGGCCAAGUGGCCGAGGCAGGCGUCAAGCCUGUGCGGUUAAAAGAGCGAAAGCUCACCUUUGACCCCAUGACAAGACAGAUCAAACCUCUGACCCAGAAAGAGCCAGUGCGGGCCGACAGCCCUGUGCACAUGGAGCAACCCAGGACAGAGCUGGACAAACCUGAGGCCAAGACCAGCCUCCAAAGCCCCUUUGAGCAGACGAACUGGAAGGAGCUGUCACGCAAUGAGAUCAUUCAGUCCUACCUAAGCCGGCAGAGCAGCUUGCUCUCAUCUUCGGGCGCACAAACCCCAGGGGCCCACCACUUCAUGUCUGAGUACCUGAAACAGGAGGAGAGCACCCGGCGUGGGGCCAGGACGCCACACGUGCUGCUGCCUCCAGGCCCAUUCACUGACCUCCCGGGGCUAAGCCGCCAGGUCACGCAGAACGAUCUGGACAGAAUCCAAGCCCACCAGUGGCCAGGGGUGAAUGGUUGUCUGGACACACAGGGUAACUGGUAUGACUGGACGCAGUGCAUAUCGCUUGAUCCGCACGGUGACGACGGGCGAUUGAACAUUCUGCCUUAUGUUUGCUUAGACUGAUUGGCCCCUCAGCCUCUAAGUGCAUUCCCACCUUGCAGUUAGCAGGAGGGUGGCCAGGUCUGGAAGCCUCCAGUGGUUUGGAGCCCAGCUGAGGCAGAAGGGAGGGGCGGGGGUCUUAGGUCUCUCUAAGCCCUUCCCUCAAAAUUCUCCUUCUUUUGUGAAAUGCUGCUACCAGUUUACUAACAAAAUUACAAAGGAAGGACCGUGUGGAAGGAAGGCCGGCAAAGUGAGUUCAGAACUCUAUAGCAAACCAGCUAUAAAACGCGUCAGCUCCCCACCCCAGGAGAGGUGUGGACGCUUCCCAGCAUCCAUGAGCUGGGACCUCAGUUGCAGGCAGGCACAGAAAACCUGUGGGAGAAGUUACCUUUAACACAGUGACAGAAGCAUGCAUCUCAUCUAUCUGCAUUUUCUGUUCUUUCAUUUGGCCCUGAGUGUUUGAAGCAGUGGGCAACCUCAUGGCC